Seriola aureovittata is the source of this 7659-nucleotide messenger RNA. RefSeq names its product period circadian protein homolog 2-like. The record is from RefSeq and is a predicted model, not a curated record. Gene Ontology annotation, molecular function: transcription cis-regulatory region binding; transcription corepressor binding. NCBI's taxonomy places the organism in Eukaryota, Metazoa, Chordata, Actinopteri, Carangiformes, Carangidae. Gene Ontology annotation, cellular component: cytoplasm; nucleus. The transcript has 22 exons. The coding region runs from base 267 to 4847 and encodes 1526 amino acids. Gene Ontology annotation, biological process: circadian regulation of gene expression; negative regulation of transcription by RNA polymerase II; entrainment of circadian clock by photoperiod.
AGGAACUGUCGGCCACUGUGUCAGCUCGUCUAAACCGUCUCCCAUUGAGGAAUACUGGAGGUUUAACUGACUGUUUUACUCACUGCUCGGCUCCGCUUCUACUUGACACCGAACACAACCGGAAAGGUGAUUUUUAUUUCUACAUCACAGACUACAUCUUGCCUCCUGAGGCAUCAACUCCAUUUACCUCCCAGUGCCACGCAUCUCAUGGCAUUGCCAUGUGGAAGAUAGCUUAAUUCUGCAAAUACUUCCCUGUGGCCUGCCCAAUGUCUGAGGACAGUGAUCCAAAGCACUACCUGUACUCAUCCCUGGACGGGCCUGAACGGACCCGGGAAAGGGUCGGCUUCCAGGCGGAGGAAGAGGAGGGUUCUCCCUGUGGCUCCAUUAGCCAACUUCACUGCAUGGCCAGCGGUUACAGCAAGGGUUGUGGUGGGCGGGAUGGGGUCGAGCUUGAACCAGAGUUGGGACUGGCUUCCGAGGGAAGCGACAGCAGCCAUGAACACCGUGCCUCGCCGGGCUCCCCGCACGAAGACAGGAAGCGGCCACGCCCACCCAUGCACGAGGAUGUAGAGAUGGGCGGCAGCGGCUCGAGUGGCAGCGGCACAGAAUCUCAUGGUAAUGAGUCGCAUGGCAACGAGUCCCAUGGCAAUGAAUCUGUGGGCAGCUCCAAUGGCAAUGGCAAGGACUCGGCUCUCCUGGAGUCUUCAGGGAGCAACAAAAGCUCAAACUCUCACAGCCCGUCGCCACCGAGCAGCUCCAAUGCCUUCAGUCUGGUGAGCUCCGAGCAGGACAACCCAUCAACCAGCGGCUGCAGCAGCGAACAGUCAGCCAAAGCGAAGACUCAGAAGGAGCUCUUCAAGACCCUGAAGGAGCUGAAGAUGCACCUGCCGUCAGAGAAAAGGAGCAAGGGGAAGUCCAGCACCGUCAACACGCUCAAAUAUGCGCUACGAUGUGUCAAGCAGGUGAAAGCCAACGAGGAAUACUACCAGAUGCUGAUGAUCAAUGACAGUCAGCCACCGGGGUUUGAUGUAUCAUCCUACACCAUUGAGGAAAUCAACCGCAUUACAUCUGAAUACACCCUCAAAAACACUGAUAUAUUUGCUGUAGCCGUCUCACUCAUCACGGGGAAGAUCGUUUACAUCUCGGACCAAGCGGCGUCCAUCUUGAACUGCAAGCAGGAGGUGUUCAACAAUGCCAAGUUUGUGGAGUUCCUAACGCCGCAGGAUGUCAGCGUGUUCUACAGCUUCACAACGCCAUACCGGCUGCCCUCAUGGAGCAUGUGCACCGGAGCAGAGUCGUCUCCCACGGAGUGCAUGCAGGAGAAGUCCUUCUUCUGCCGCAUCAGUGGAGGUAAGGAGCGUGAAGGGGAUAUCCAGUACUAUCCUUUCCGUAUGACUCCUUACCUGAUGAAAGUCCAGGACACUGAGCUUUCAGAGGAACAGUUCUGCUGCCUCCUGCUGGCUGAGAGGGUGCACUCUGGAUACGAAGCUCCCAGAAUCCCUCCCGACAAGCGUAUCUUCACCACCACACACACGCCUAACUGUGUGUUCCAGGAUGUGGAUGAGAGGGCUGUUCCUCUGUUGGGUUACCUCCCUCAGGACCUGAUCGGGACCCCUGUACUACUCAAUCUGCACCCGAGUGACCGACCCUUAAUGCUGGCUGUGCAUCGCAAGAUUCUGCAGUACGCCGGUCAGCCGUUCGACCACUCCGUCCGUUUUUGUGCAAGAAAUGGCGAGUACAUCACCAUAGACACGAGCUGGUCCAGCUUCGUCAGCCCCUGGAGCCGCAAGGUCUCCUUCGUCAUCGGCAGGCACAAAGUCCGGAUGGGUCCUGUGAACGAAGACGUUUUUGCAGCACCAGUCUUCCACGGAGGGAAGAUCAUAGACUCGGACAUCCAGGAAAUUAGUGAACUGAUCCACAGGCUGCUACUCCAACCGGUCCACAACAUUGGCUCCAGCGGUUACGGUAGCCACGGCAGCAACGGUUCCCACGAGCAACUUGUGAGCAUCAGCUCGUCCAGCGAGAGCAACAUGACGCCGGGCGGCACAGCAGAGGAGACGGAGAAGGCCAAACCUCCCAGGACGUUCCAGGAGAUUUGUAAAGGGGUCCACAUGCAGAAGAACCAGGACUUGCAGCUCUGCCUGCACGCCUCUUUGCCCACGCCGCUACCAUCCAAACCUGAGCACAAGAAGACUACUGAUACAGCAGCAGCUCAGAAGAGUCCAACGGUGCGUCUGAAGGACUCCGCGCCCCCUCUGCAGGUCAGAGACGGUAGUGCAGCCACUGUGGAAGAAUUCACCUGCAAAGACCAGACUGUGUGCUCUUACCAGCAGAUCAGCUGCCUGGACAGUGUCAUCAGGUAUCUGGAGAGUUGUAACAUCCCCAUCACAGUGAAGAGGAAGUACCAGUUCUCCUCAAACACCACCUCCUCCAACUCUGAUGAUGGCAAGAAGGGCUCAGAGGACAGCAUGCAUGUGCCUCAGGAUACAAGCUCAGAUCCUUUGAUGCUAGACGCCCAGCCAGGCCUGCCAAACAUGAAGGCACCUAAGAAGCCUCCGUCUGCAGCCGCUGCAGUGGUAGGAGGCCCCCUGGCGCCGCUCACUCUGCCCAGCAAGGCAGAGAGCGUGGUGUCCAUCACCUCACAGUGCAGCUACAGCAGCACCAUUGUCCACGUGGGAGACAAGAAGCCUCAGCCAGAGUCAGAGAUAAUCGAGGAUGUGGCUGAGAGCCCAGCGCCCCCAGCUCUGCCCGUCAGCAUGGUGUCUCCGCCGAGCCAGGAGAAGGAGGCCUACAAGAGGCUGGGACUGACCAAACAGGUGCUGGCAGCACACACCCAGAAAGAAGAGCAGGCCUUCCUCAUCCGCUGCAGAGAGCUCCGCAACGCCAGGAGCUUCCAGAAGGAUUGCUCCAAAUAUCUGCACAAGCAGAGGGGCGCAGCCCACACUGAAGAAUCAUCUGGACCGCGAGGUGCUGUCAAACAGGGCGCCACCAGACCUGAGACGACGGCCAAGAAAGGCAACCGUAACAGGAAGUCCAAGAAGCCACGAAUGAAGAAUCCUGAUUCUUCAGACAGCGCCGUGUUGAACCGUAAACCCCGCCCCCCUCUCCAGGGUCUCAACCAGACAUCGUGGUCCCCAUCAGAAGCCUCACAGUCAGCAUUUAAUGUCUCCUACCCCACCAUGGUGCCUGCGUACCCGCUCUACCCGCCAGCACCUGCUGCCCCAGCUCAGCCCGCACGCCUUGACCCCUCCCUCUCCACAGGCUUCGGAGAGGGGCAGAACACACAAGCUCCGCCCGCAGCCACUCCAUUCCCCACCCCUGUUGUAACACCUGUGGUGGCUUUGGUGCUGCCAAAUUACAUCUUCCCCCAAAUAGGACAGAUAGGGCAGAUAGGGCAGAUGGGGCAGAUGGGGCAGUUAGGGGCGACGACCAGUCCAGUGUAUUUUCUUGAGCAGACCCAGACACAAGCUGCAUACCCAGCCCAGCAGCCCUUUCAGCCCCCGCAGCCAGCCUACACCAUGCAAACACAACCCCCCUUCCCCAACCAACAGUCAUUCCCUGUGCAGACUGCCUUUACCCCCCAGCAGCCAUUCCAAGCCGCUCAGUCUGCCUACACUACCCAGCAGCCUUUCCAGGCUUCUCAGACUGCCUACACUACCCAGCAGCCUUUCCAGGCCCCUCAGACUGCCUACACUUCCCAGCAGCCCUUUGCUGCCCAGCCUUCGUUCCCAGUGCAGCCUCAGUUUGUCGCACAAGCCCCUUAUCCAGCUCAGCCUUUCCCCUACAGUUUAGCCUCCGAGCCCCCAAAAGCCCCGGCCAUGGAGCCCCGAGAAGGGGCGGCAUCUCGCUCUUCCACCCCGGCCUCCGGGAUGCGGGAGCCGGCAACAUCACCGCCGCUGUUUGAGUCACGGUGCAGCUCGCCGCUGCAGCUCAAUCUGCUGAGCAUGGAGGAGGGGCAGCGGUCGGUGGAGCGUCAGGACAGCACAGCGCCCUCCGCUGGAGGUCAGGGCAGCAUCACUGCGACAGCCUCGGGAGGAAUGGGGGCGGUAGGAGAGAAGAACGAAGGAAUGGCCAAGGCUGAAAACCAACAACAGGCGGAGUCUCCAGGAGAUGACGGUAACUCCUCAUCCUGCGACCUGCUGAAUAUCCUUCUGCAGGAGCAGGAGGACUCGCACUCUGGCACUGGAUCAGCCACUUCUGGCUCUGUGGUCUCAGGAUCAGGCUCUGGAUCAGGUUCAGGAUCGGGUUCAGGAUGCAACGGCUCCGGUACCUCAGCGAGUGGAGCUUCUGGGAGCAGAACAGGGAGCAGCAACACCAGCAAAUACUUUGGCAGCAUUGACUCCCUGGAACAUGACUCCAAGGCGAAAGACAAAGGCAAGACGAGGGCCAAAGGAGGCUCUGAAGGUGGCCAGUCGCAGGCCAAAGUCUCAACUCAAGGAGAGGGAGAGCAUUUCAUCAAAUACGUUCUCCAGGAGCCUCUCUGGCUGCUGAUGGCCAACGCUGACGACAAGGUCAUGAUGACAUAUCAGAUGCCCUCCAGGGACAUUCAGAAGGUUCUGCGGGAAGACAAGGAGAGGCUGCGACAGAUGCAGAAGAGCCAGCCUCACUUCUCCUCAGACCAGCGACGAGAGCUGGUGGAGGAACACCCAUGGAUGAGGAGGGGGGGUCUACCUGCUGCUGUCAAUGUGAAGGAGUGUUUGUACUGCAAGGACGCAGCAGGGGCACCCAUGGAGGAGGAGCUGCCCGACAUGGACAUGGGUGGGCUGGGCGACGAGCUGAGCCCAGAGGACCACAACGCUCAGAGCCAAUCAGAGGACUCGCAUCCUCAACCAGAAUCGGGCUCCUGAACACACACACACACACACACACACACACCGCCAGCAGGUGGACACACUUGACUUGACCAGCCAUGGACCCUCAUGAUGCUCACACACACUCACACGCACACACAUCGUGGAUGUGAGACAAACAGUUGUGUGCCUGACCAUCCUCACAAACCCACACAUAUGUCUAAACACACACACACACACAGACACAACAAACAGAACUUAUGAAGAUGUGCGCUGUUCAUUUGUUCGUGUGUGUUGGACGUGGGACAGCUGUGGGAGUGCAGUUCUUAAUGCCCCCACACAGGGGCAGCAGUGCUUGAUGGGGGGCUUUGGAAGCAUCACCCUGUUUAUAGUACUUUUGCCAAUUCACACACACACAAACACACACUCUCUGAAAUGAUCCAACAUGUGUGGUUGGUGACCUCCGGCUUCUGAGAUAUUUUUUUAUUUAAUUGUUUCCCAUCCUCUUUGUCGGGGGCAGAGCUUUACAGCGACAUGAUGAGUUAUUAUUAAAAAAAAAAAAAAAAAGUUAAUAGUAAAUGGAUGUCUGUUAAAUAUCAAUAUUCUAAAUUAUAAAUACAUUUGAUUUUAAAAAUGUUAUUUUGACAAAAUAAUCGUGAUUUCACGAUUUAAAAAUGCUGUUUAAAUACUGCCAGAUAUUACGUUUGUGGUUUCUUGGUUCCAUUCAAGCCCUACAAACCCCAGAAUCCCCUCUGCUUUCCUUUGUAGUCUAGUUGAUGUAGACUGGGUCAAAUUGUGUUUUGUUUUUAUUUUUUGGUUUUCUUUUGUUAGUUUUUUGUAUCAUGGAUGAGUUGUUUUCUCACUACUCUCCUCAGACCUGAGUAUUUGCAAUAUCAAGGCACACAGCAGUGGUAGCACCUGACUCAACAGCUGGUUGUAACUCUCCUCCACAGUGAUGAUCUGACACAUAGUGCAAGAUGUUCAUGUAUCUUAUUUAUUUUCUACCAGAUAAUGUAUCUAGAGUAGUUUUUUUAAAAAGCUAAAGCCAAAUCCACUCUGCUAAAAGUCAGUACUCAUUUUAACAGUUUACAGGUGUUGCCAGGUAACACUAUAUAAUACCAUGUAGUGUUAAGUAUAACGACAUUACAGGUGCUAUGAAGAAGUGGGGUGUCAUCACAGAUCCAGAGGCUGCUGCAAUGUUUUUGUUGCAUAAAAACAAUCAGCAUCAGGAAAUUGAUGCAGGAAACUCAGCAGUUGACGGGAAAAGUUGAGGCUGCGAAUCAAGUUUAAAGAUGAAGAAACUUUAAUUUUAUUUUAACUAAUGAGAGAAUUAGAAUUUACUUUUCACCUCCAAUUUGUAUCUUAUGGUGGUACACUUGGAGUACUUUUAUAAAUAGAAAUAUUUAUAUAUCCAUGUAAAUUGAAGAAUCUUAUAUAAAAAAACAAAUGUUGAGGAAUGUUCUCUUUUUCUGUCAGUAUGGUGCAGCUCUGCUACAAAAUGUCAUUUUUUAACAAAUUAGUAGUAUUUUAGGGAUUUAUACAUUAUGCAAAAUUACAUUACCUCCACUUUUACCCUUUCAAAGAUAUUUCAUUUAUCUAAUUUUCACACAUCUGUUUUUUUGGAAUUAAUAGAAACAAGGACUUCUUAAAUUCUUUUUCAACACUGAGAAACUUUUUUGUUUUGUUUUUUUACAUACUGGCAUAUUUCAGGUGCCGUGUGUGUGCAGCAGUACAGCCUCACAACAAAGCUGCAGUAUGGUGGGAAGACAGCUUUAUAAUUGUAGCAAACAAGGGGACCAUGUUGUGUCAGUAACCUUCGGGAGAAAGCGGGCUCACACAGGAAAUGAUGAUAUACUGUAACGUGCAUCAGCAGCCAUGCAAGCCCCUCUUCAUCUAACAUGAAGUGUUAUAGAAACUAUGAUCCACAUGUAGUCGAUGCAAACAGUAUGAGGAACUGGGAGCAACUGGUGCUAAGGCAGAGAACCUGCUGGGGUUGGGCUUGUGAAUGCAACACAGACUGGACCAAGAGCAUCUCACUGGGUUAGUUUGUUUUCAUGAUUUUCUUUUUUUUUUUAUUUGUUCACUUGUCAAAGCUUUUUUUUAAUGUUCUAUUUUUCUAUUUUUUUUUUUUUUGUGUGUUUUAACAAAGGUAAGAGCUUUUGAUUGUCGUUGGGGAUGGACCCUACCUCUAAUAAAUCCCAGGUCAUGUUACUGUAAGCAGAACAUAGCACUUGUAUGCUUGUAUGUGGACAAAGCACAGAGUGGUCGGAUACUUUAGUGAUUCUGAAGAGUGGUGGACUCAGCUUCAUGGACUCCUUCUGUUCCUAUGAAUGAAUGAAUGAAUGAAUGAAUGAAUGAAUGAAUGAAUGAAUGAAUGCACGAAUGCACAGACAAAGACAGACAGUUGUCACCACCUUCAGCAACUGCAAUCUGUGUCUGUCGUUUGUCUCUUCUCUGAGCAAGAUAUGUAGGGGGGGGGGCUCCAACACUCACCUGUGUAUAAACCAGUAAGAAUGCAAGAAUGUUGUUUAUUAUUGUAAAAGCUGAAAUGUGGAAAUAAAGUGUUGUAAAUACAGAGAACCAGUUUUAAACUUUACUUUUCUCCUGAGGCUUCACUAAGAGAGGAAAUGCAUUUUAAACGAACUACACACUGGUGGGCUGUUGGAAGCACCCUGACCUGUAAAUCCAUACACACGUUCCUGGCACAUGAUGUUGUGUAUGGUUAUGUAAAUUUGUUUCAUUGCCACUGUAUGAGUCUGUGGUAUAUUAAACUAGCACAGUUCUGUGCUAUUUUUGUAGUUCAGAUGUGUUGUUUGAGAAAAUGUUGUUAUAAAACUCCAGAAAUAUAAACCAGUGUGAGUCAUCUGUA